Molecule: messenger RNA, 452 nt
Organism: Melopsittacus undulatus (budgerigar)
Lineage: Eukaryota; Metazoa; Chordata; Aves; Psittaciformes; Psittaculidae
Product: S-adenosyl-L-methionine-dependent tRNA 4-demethylwyosine synthase TYW1-like
Exons: 4
Coding region: 1-390 (129 amino acids)
Biological process (GO): wybutosine biosynthetic process
Molecular function (GO): 4 iron, 4 sulfur cluster binding
Source: RefSeq, a predicted model, not a curated record
AUGAGAAAAGGUGAAAAGCACGUACUGCUGCCAAAGAACCUUGAGCCAGUAACGCAGCUGUCUGUCAGUGUGGAUGCCAGCACCAAAGAGAGCCUGAAGAGAAUUGAUUGUCCCCUCUUCAAGGGUUUCUGGCAGAGGUUUCUGGACAGUUUAAAGGCCUUGUCUGAAAAGCAAGAACCCACUGUUUACAGACUGACACUGGUGAAAGCUUGCAAUGUGGAUGCACUCAAAGUCUAUGCUGACCUGAUAUCCCUUGGUAAACCAGGCUUCAUCAAGGUCAAGUCCCAGGAGCAGUACUUAGGGAAACUCAGGUUGGAGCCUUCUCAAAGGAUUCACCACACAGCAAGUCUGACAGCAGCACAGCCCUGCAAGCCCGAAGUGAGCAGCUGAAUACAGGAAAGCUCACUGAUUCCUUCCCAGCUUCAGCAGCAGAAAUGAGUUGUCAGGGAGCU